AUGAAGCACAUGAAGAUCAGAUUGUGCAAUCAAGGCCGAAACUCCAAGCACAGCGACAAGAUGGGCUUGAAAUACUUUCCCGAAAUCGAUGAUGAGCCACAAUGGCAGCGAACGCCAAAAAGAAGCAAGUUCGCGUACCUUUCAGACUGGGACUGGGAUGACGAGGAGCCUGUAACCUCCACAAACCCAGGAAGUAGCGGCCAGAAAUCAACGCACGCUCGCUCGAUCGUGAAAUCUGCAAUCAGUUUCGCCAAGAAAGGUCUAGAAUUCCUGAAGCCAACAACCUCCAUGAAAGCCGACGUGGGAAACGACAAUGGUGGCAUGGCCAUGGGCGGGAAGGACGUAGGUGCUCAACAGGACUCAUGCAAAAAACGCAGGGCGGCGUCUUUGGAUGAAAAGCGUGCGAAGAGGGAGCGCGAGCACCAGUACAUGGGUCGGCAGACGAUUGUGACGGUGUGGCCAUUAUUAGAUUGGGAUGCGGUGCUGGGAAGUACCGAAGGUGUCAUGCAGAAGAGCUGCUGGGUACUGAAGGCAAAGGCAAGAAUGGCUCGCGACUCAGUAGCGUCAUCUCGUCGAGCAGGUCGUCCAUGGCUUUCGCGCGGCUUAGCAUCCCAGACGCCAGCAGUAAUUCCAGUGCUUCAUCCUGUAUGGAAAAAAAAAAUGCAAAUCCACCCUGAGCCAGCGUCUGACGAUCUAGAGCAGUCCCCUCAUGAUUCCAACCACGCCAGAGGCACGCGUCGCCGAAGCACAGGAGAAGCGGCAGUCCAGAAUCCCAGCAUGUCCGAGAGAAAUGGUGGUCUCAUGUUAGGAGAUCCCUGCGCUAGAGAUGGAAAAGGUGUACGCCAGAGGAAGGGCGGCCUGAAAUAUACAAAAUUCAUUCAAAAGCUAUAG
This is a messenger RNA of Pseudocercospora fijiensis CIRAD86, 891 nucleotides long. RefSeq lists its product as uncharacterized. Bases 1 to 891 code for a protein of 296 amino acids. The transcript has 5 exons. NCBI's taxonomy places the organism in Eukaryota, Fungi, Ascomycota, Dothideomycetes, Mycosphaerellales, Mycosphaerellaceae. The record is from RefSeq and is a predicted model, not a curated record.